Cygnus olor (mute swan) is the source of this 2422-nucleotide messenger RNA. It is a transcript of the gene TRNAU1AP, whose product is annotated as tRNA selenocysteine 1 associated protein 1. Gene Ontology annotation, biological process: selenocysteine incorporation. Gene Ontology annotation, cellular component: nucleus. Gene Ontology annotation, molecular function: tRNA binding. The transcript is spliced from 11 exons. NCBI's taxonomy places the organism in Eukaryota, Metazoa, Chordata, Aves, Anseriformes, Anatidae. The coding region runs from base 235 to 1140 and encodes 301 amino acids. The record is from RefSeq and is a predicted model, not a curated record.
CGGCGGCGGAGCGGGCCGCGGGCACGGCGAGAGGCGGCGCCGGCGGCGGGGCCGAGCCGGGAGGGCGAAGCCGCGGCCCCGCCGAGCCCGCCCCGGGGCCUGCGGGAGCAGCAUGGCCGCCAGCCUGUGGAUGGGGGACACUGUUGAGCCUGGUUCAUGCAUGCCUGCUGGUUUUGAGUGGCAUCGACCCUCUUAAAUGAGUCUUCUUUUUGAAGUGUAAGGCUGGAGCCAUAUAUGGAUGAAAACUUUGUUUCAAGAGCCUUUGCCACCAUGGGAGAGCUUGUACUGAGUGUAAAAAUCAUUCGAAACAGGUUGACAGGAAUUCCAGCAGGCUAUUGCUUUGUAGAAUUUGCAGAUCUAGCUACUGCAGAGAAGUGUUUACACAAAAUCAAUGGAAAACCGCUUCCUGGUGCUACACCGGCAAAGCGAUUUAAAUUGAAUUAUGCAACGUAUGGAAAACAGCCCGAUAACAGUCCAGAAUAUUCCCUUUUCGUGGGAGAUCUGACCCCUGAUGUGGAUGAUGGCAUGUUAUAUGAGUUUUUUGUUAAAGUUUAUCCAUCGUGUAGAGGUGGAAAAGUUGUUUUGGACCAGGCAGGAGUAUCCAAAUGCAUUGCUCUGAAGGAAUGUCUGGAGGUGUCUUGUCCAACUUCCCACUCUGAGCAGGGCUGCUGCCAACACAAGAUCAGAGGUUACGGGUUUGUGAAAUUCACGGAUGAACUGGAACAGAAAAGAGCGCUGACAGAGUGUCAAGGAGCCGUGGGGUUGGGUUCUAAACCUGUACGCUUGAGUGUGGCUAUACCAAAAGCUAAUCGUGUGAAACCAAUGGAGUACAAUCAGAUGUACAGCUAUAAUUAUAACCAAUAUUACCAACAAUAUCACAACUACUACGCCCAGUGGGGCUACGACCAGAACACGGGCAGUUACAGCUACAGCUACCCCCAGUACGGCUACACGCAGAGCACAAUGCAGUCAUAUGAAGAAGUUGGUGAGGAUGCAUUGGAAGACCCGACGCCUCAGUUGGACGUCCAUGAAGCAAAUAAACAGUUUAUGGAACAGAGCGAAGAGCUCUACGAUGCCUUGAUGGACUGUCAUUGGCAGCCUUUGGACACUGUCUCGUCAGAGAUUCCAGCUAUGUUAUAGCCUCGUUGCUGAGGCACUGUCUGUGUGACAAACCCGCCAGUGCGCUCCGGACUGUUACGCUGCACCUGGAUCCUGCAGUAGUGAGGGGUGGCCCUUUGUGCACCCAGGUCUGUUACUCAAAGUACAGGAGGCCUGUGGCGUUUCCUGUACGACAUGAGUAUCGUAGGAGCAUCAUGGUAAUUUUGAUUCAUGGUGAAAGUUAGAACUGCAGCAGUUUUAUUCCUUUUGUCUUGAAGUGAACUCGUAAUACUUCUUGUAAUUUAUAAACUUUCAACGAGAUGGCACAGGGGAAAGACUCUACUCCAACGUACAAUAAAAAAGUUGGUCUUUUAAGUAAAAUUACACUCUGCAUUUUGGUUCCUGCCCCCCUUUCUGUUUUGAUGCCCAUUUAACUGUCUUUAGUCAUUUGAUCCAACUCUCAUAAAUGUGUUUGUUUAUUUUUUGAAGAGUCACUGUCAGAUACUGCUAAAAUGUCUCAGAAGCUUUCUAGUGACUGGGUAAGGUUGCUGUAAACUGAGUACGGGAAAGAACUGUGUAGAUGAAAGUUUGUGUUCUGCUUAAUCUAAGCUGUGAUCUUGAGCUAGUGAGUUUAUAGCUUGGUGUUCUUAAGCAAUCUACCUGAAGAGCAUUUUGGAAAGUAAAGACAGAAAGGCGUUUUAUAACUACUACAGACCGAUGCCUUCCACCAGGUGGUCUCUAGCGUGUUUGGCUUGCCUCUCCACCUAUGUGUGAGGAAAUAAUUCCUCACCAGUCAAGCAGUUUAAAACACUUUUACCAACAACCUUGUUUAAAUGUUAUUCUGUGUAUCAUGCCUUUUUCCUUGUGGACAGGCCUUGAUGGUCUCGUGAUGAUGUUGAGGUUUCACAGCGUCUUCCACUGUCUUGUCAGAGUGUAUAUGGUGAAACUGAAGAUCUUGCAGCAAAAACGGGUCAGAGCAAUCUAUAUUUUGUGCAACAAAUUGUUGCUAACUUGGAAAGCAUUUUUCUACUGGAUGUUGUAUAAGCCGGAUGGACGAGCAAUAUAUUUAAGCUAAUAUUAUGUUGCGUUAGAGGUGACAGCGAAAAUGAUAGCACUUAUGUAUGUGUUAUAAGCCCUUUUCAGGCUUUUGUGCCUUAAACUCUUUGAGAAACAGGAACAGAUAAACUACCUGUAAUAAAUGUCUAUCCAAGAAAUAGUUUGGUAACUGAAAUUGCUACUGCAAAGCAUUAAGUUGCCUCCCUCCCCAUGUUGAUGCAGAGAUUUGCCACAAAAUUUAAAUACUUUCAUAAAACCUACUUCUACU